AUGCCUGGCUCUGUUUUACUCAUAAGUACCUGGAGGAGUGUACAUCAGAGGAAGCCAGAAGCCAGCUGGGAUAGUUCCUGCAUGCAGUUUUAAUCUUGUUUGCAAUUAUUUUGAAGGGAAGAAACCAUCUGGAUCCAGGGAUCCACACAGGUAGCCGGGACUAGGCAGGCUUCCUUCAUCCUUCCCCUAGUAGUAUCACAUAGCAAGUUCAGGGACAAAAUCACUUGAGAAAGAAUAUGCAAAAUGAAAUAUUUGGGCUAAAUUUCUCAUAGAUCAUUAUCCCACAUCCCUAACAUUCCAGUUACAGUUACAGGAACCUGGAGGCAUGGAAACAUCACUCUUUUUUUUAUUCUAAUCCUUACCAAAGAUAAGGUUUCUAGAGAUAGAGGCAAAAUUCAAAAUUCCUUCCUAUUUUAAAAAGAUAUGCAUCUCCCAGGAUUCCAGAGCAUUUCACCAUUAGUAUCUGGUAGCAACCAUUUUACUGCUAUAGGCUUCUCCCCUGCAGCAUUGUAUUGUUUGUAAAUUUUUCUUCUGCCCAAGGUGUGAGGUCCUUAAGGGCAGGAAAGGGAUCUUAAUCACUCUUUUAUUUCUAGUACGGCACAGUGCCUGACGCAUUGCAAACACUUAGUACAUUCUAUAGAAAUGAAAAGACAGUGUCCCUGAAGGGCGAUCUAUAACAUGAUUGGGAGAGCAACAGGUAGAGAAAAGGAAUAUAAAACAAUAACCUUUCCAGAGGUUACUAGAUGCAGUUAUAAGUACUGCAGUUAUCAGUGCCUUGAUCAACAGCUUGGAGUAGGGAGUACAUGUCUGAGAAUCUCUAGGUGGUCACCAAACUGCCUUCCAAAGAGAUACGACCUGAUCAGCUAUAGGGCCUUGGUUGUGUUGAAUGGAAUCAGCAAGCUGAAAGGCUCCACGAUCCCUGUGUCCACCCUCCAUCCAGGCCUGCCAUCCUCAUCUCCUCACCCAAAGACCUGUUGAGCAAAUAUUUGAAGACUAUCCUUUUGAAGAAUUAAGAUGUUCUGGUUUCAAGGAAAUAGCAUGCAACUUGCCAAAUACUCCAUUCAACUCCUCAUGAGGAAUCUCUCUGCCUCUAAGAACGUUCUGCCUGUGCUGACCUUAUUUACAAAGGAUCCAUGCCCGCUUUGUGAUGAAGCCAAGGAUAUACUGGAGCCUUACAAAAACAGGUUUAUUUUACAGGAGGUGGACAUCACACUUCCAGAAAACUCUGCGUGGUAUGAAAGGUAUAAAUUUGACAUCCCCGUCUUUCAUUUGAAUGGCCAGUUUCUGAUGAUGCAUCGAGUAGACAUCUCAAAACUUGAAAAGCAGCUCCAGAAACUUGAGCAGCAAGGUGCUGGAGGCCGGAGGACGCCAUCAUGAUCCUCCACCCACUCUGUCCAAAUGGCGUCUUCCUAAAGACAUGACCAUGGCCUUUUCCAUCCCUACAGACAUUCUGAACUAGGUGGUGCCCAAUAAAUGGUGACAUUACUCUUCUGACUGAUGGAAGUAUGGGAAUAGUGUGGGAACUCUUUACCUGCUGGCAUUUUAUAAAAUGAGAGGAGUGUAUCAGCAGCAAGGGGAUGAUGGAGGAUGGGAGAAAUCCAUUUGUUUUAUUAAUUUUUCCCUUUUGUAUUAAUAUGGAAGCAUUUUACAUUCACUGGACAGUGUGGUUUAUAGGAAGAAGGCUCUGCAUCCCUGCUGCUGCCUUAAGGGCUUAACUUUUUAAUGAAAGAAUAAAUGCUCUUCCACUCAGUAGAUAAAGUGAAAUGUGAAUUGUUAAUAAUUGUGCACAG
Ailuropoda melanoleuca (giant panda) is the source of this 1790-nucleotide messenger RNA. It is a transcript of the gene C3H5orf63, whose product is annotated as chromosome 3 C5orf63 homolog. NCBI's taxonomy places the organism in Eukaryota, Metazoa, Chordata, Mammalia, Carnivora, Ursidae. The record is from RefSeq and is a predicted model, not a curated record. Bases 1015 to 1377 code for a protein of 120 amino acids. The transcript has 5 exons.